UGGAUGCAGUAGCUCGCCUCGUCCCCUCUUCGCCCUAACUCGCCGCGUCACCUGCUCCGUCCGCUCCCGCCGCCCCCAUGCUCCCCCUAAUACGCCGCCUCCCCGCCGCUCCUUCCCGCCUAGCCGUCCUCGCACUCCGCCGACCACACCGUCGAGCUGCGGCGACGACGACAACGACACCUGCGGUAUCCUCCUCCCGUCUCGCGGGCUCGCCGCCUGCAGAGAGUCCAGCGGCGGAUCAGGGGAGUGAGUUGGAGCCCUGCCCCGAACCCCUCGACCGGGACUGGGACUCGACGCUGUCCCGGGCGGACCUCACAGAGGUUGCCGGGAUCCUCCGGCGGUUGCGCGACGAGCAGAUCAAUCUGGGCCUGGGCACCUUCAAUCUGCUGCUGAAGCGAGCCUGCGAAGCAGACGACUUCCUUCUCUUCGCCAAGGUAUUCAGACACUUGCUGCUCUCCAAAGCUGCUCCCGACUUGACUUCCUACAUGUGUGUCGCCAGGGCCAUUGGGGGUUUAGAUGACUCUGAACUGUUACUCAAGUUUGUGAGAGAGGUAUUGGAGAUCACAAAUGGCAGAGACCCCACGGUGGUGAAUCGCAUUGUUUUCGCCGCGGGUAGAUACGGGCACCUCGAUAAAAGUUUGAUCGUGUUUGAGGAGCUGAAGAAAGAUAAGAGAUGCUUGGAUGUUGUCACCUUCAACACUGUCUUGGACAUGCUAGGAAAGGUUGGUCGGGUGGACGAAAUGCUCCGGGAGGUGAAGCUGAUGAAGGAACUUAGCAUUUGUCCUGACAUUGUGACUUAUAAUACGGUGAUAAACUGCCUGCGUAGGCUUGGAAGAUUGGGUCUGUGCAAAAGCUUUGCAAGAGAGAUGUUUGAGAGAGGCAUCAGUCCUGAUUUGAGAACAUAUACCGCGCUAAUUGAUUGUUUUGGAAGGGCAGGGCAUAUUGCUGAUGCCCUUGAAGCGUUUGAACAGAUGAAGAAGUCGCACCAACCUUCGAUUUAUGUCUAUCGGGCACUGAUCAGUGACAUGAAAAAGGCUGGGCGGUUUGAGCUAGCAGAAAAGCUCACCGAAGAGAUGGAUUCAAGUGCGUCUGAUUUGUUAGGCCCUGAAGAUUUCAGGCAGAGGUCCAAGGGAAGAAGGGUCAGGAACAGCAGCAGGUAAAAAACAGAAAAGUUAUCUUCCAGGUCUGUAUGAUUCCUUCACAUGCGAUGCAACAGCUGCUGGUACCAAGUUCCAGACUUCCAAUGGAUACUGGUCCUGCUGGUUGACAUCUUCAGAAGAUGUAUCCUAGGAAAGAAACAGAGAACUACAAAGUUCAGAUGACAGCAGCUUGAUGAUUACAAAGACACCGCAGUGAUCCUAGAGCUACAGUCCUGAAUGGCAUGUCAUGACCGCAGGCCGUUGCUGAUGCACUUCUCAAGAGAUUCAGGAACCGGAGUCAGUAGCAACUGCGGCAAUUCCUAGUUAAGAAAUAUGUGCCGCACCGCUCGAUUGUCGCUUGGAAAGUGCCUGUUGCUGGAAAGAUCGCUGUUUUGCUCUGAGCUUGUGGGCGUAAAGUUUCGGCAUUUUCCGUCACUCUUCAGUGCACCGAAGAAUAGUGAAGUCUUGGCAUCUGGUUCAUUUUGUAGGCUAUGCUUGUAAAUCAUUAGGCAUAAUAGCAAACAAACUUACAUUUUACACGAGUAAGUUGAUUCUAUCCAAAAUUUCUGGGAUAAUAUCAUCUUAGCAUUCGUGGGAUGGUGCACACUCGUGUGUCUGGCAAUAUGCCCUGACCCCAGAACAUGUUGGUGUGAUGCAAUGUCGUUCCAUGUAAUGCCCAGUUUGUUAUAGAUUCUGUCUUAGGGUUGCUGGA
Molecule: messenger RNA, 1851 nt
Organism: Triticum aestivum (bread wheat)
Lineage: Eukaryota; Viridiplantae; Streptophyta; Magnoliopsida; Poales; Poaceae
Product: pentatricopeptide repeat-containing protein At1g11900
Exons: 1
Coding region: 78-1160 (360 amino acids)
Molecular function (GO): protein binding
Source: RefSeq, a predicted model, not a curated record